ACUACACCAACACAGAACUCAGUGAUGAACGCACAACCUGAUGUCAUUCAAAACUCCACGACCCCAAUGCAGAACUCAACGACACCAACAGAGGAGUCAACUACUAACGGAAAGCUUGAUGACAUUAAUCAAAACCCAAUGACACCAAUGCAGAACUCAGCACCAAUGCAGACCUCAGCAUCAAUGCAGAGCUCAACAACACCAAAUCUGAACUCAACAGCAGUGCAGAGCUCAACAACAUCAAGUCCAAACUCAACGGCGCCAAUGGAGAAGUCAAUUGGUAACGCAGAUCUCGAUGACAUCAAGGAAGAACUCAGUGACAUCAAAUCAAAACUCAACAUUGAUGCAGAACUCAACGACACCAAUGCAGAACUCAACAACACCACCACAGAACUCAAUGACACCAAUGCAGAACUCAAUGACACCAAUGCAGAACUCAAUGACACCAAUGCAGAACUCAAUGACAUCAGAUCAAAGCCCAGCAACAGUGCAAAACUCAACGAAAGUAAUGCAGAACUCAAUGAGACCAACAGAAGUCAAUUACUAAUGCAGACCUUGAUGACGUCACGUCAAAACUCAACGACACCACCACAGAACUCAACGACACCAAUGCAGAACUCAGUGAGUAAUGCAGAACUGAAUGGCACCAAUGCAAAAGCCAAUGAUUUCCAGUCAGAACUCAGUGACACCAAUGUAGAACUCAACACCACCGCACAACUCGAUGACGUCAAAACUCAAUGCUAGCGUAGGACCCAACGUCAAGUCAAAAUUCAACGACACCAAUGCAGAACUCAACGAUGCCAAUGCAGAACUCGAUGACAUCACGUCGGAACCCAAUGACACCCAAAGAACUCAACGCCGCCACCACAGAACUCAGUGAUCGAUGCAGAACUCAACGACAGAAAGUCAAAAGCUGAAUGGCACCAAUGCGGAACUCGGUGACGUCACAUGAGAACUCAACACCAAUGCAGGACUCGAUGACAUCACGUCAAAUCUCAACACCAAUGCAGGACUCGAUGACAUCACGUCAAAUCUCAACACCAAUGCAGGACUCGAUGACAUCACGUCAAAUCUCAACACCAAUGCAGGACUCAGCGACACCAACACAGAACUCAACGCCAUCAGCGCUCAGUGGGCUCUGCAUCCUAAAUGGGGACAUUUGUGCAUCCCCCCACCGCAGUGGGGCACGGGGAAGGGGUGACCCCAUAGAUCCCACGUGGAGCGGAGCACAGGGACCCCUCCCCAGGCCGACCCUCUGCGGGGAGCAGCGACACGCAGAGCUGAGCUGAGUCUCUGUGGGGGAGUUGUAGGGUAGGGGGACACCCGUUCCCCCCAUAUAUACAUAUAAAGUGCUACAGUGGCCAUGGGGGAAUG
Molecule: messenger RNA, 1374 nt
Organism: Gallus gallus (chicken)
Lineage: Eukaryota; Metazoa; Chordata; Aves; Galliformes; Phasianidae
Product: probable serine/threonine-protein kinase DDB_G0272254
Exons: 1
Coding region: 25-744 (239 amino acids)
Source: RefSeq, a predicted model, not a curated record